Messenger RNA from Glycine soja, 2308 nucleotides. RefSeq lists its product as uncharacterized. The transcript has 3 exons. The record is from RefSeq and is a predicted model, not a curated record. Bases 416 to 1012 code for a protein of 198 amino acids. NCBI's taxonomy places the organism in Eukaryota, Viridiplantae, Streptophyta, Magnoliopsida, Fabales, Fabaceae.
UGUGCAGAUACAUAUGCAAUUGUUGUGUUGAGUGUUGGCCUUCAUUUCAUUUUCAGAUCCGCUGCUGUUCAUUCUCAACCAUGCCACUUUCAUUGCUUCCAAACUAAAUCAAACAAAUCAAUACUAUAAGUUAACCAAAACCAUGAAAUCAGGAAAAGCAACACUACUAUCAUACCCUUCUCGUCUUCCCUUUUCAAUUCUUUUUCUCAUGCACUGACCGUGUCUGAGAAAGUUUCUGUGGUUGAUUUGAAUCGGUUGUGUGGUGUAUUGGUGGUGGGAGAAAUUUUCUGUUACAUGUUUAGGACGGCAAAGUUUUGGUUUUGUGCUUGUUUCUGAUAGCUUGUACUGAGUUGUAGCACUUGGAUCUAGUGGAUUGAGCCUCUGUAACUCGCUAUCUGACUCAGUGAUUGUGGUUAUGGAGACCCUUUUUGUUGUUGAGCAGCAUAAGAACCAAUACUGCAGCAGGUCCAAGUCACAGGGCCAUGCUCGAUUUGGGGGUUCUCCUUCAAUGGGCUUUAGGGAUAUCAAUUGCAGGACUUUUGAGUCUGGGAGGACUGGUAUAUUGCCAACUCCUUUGAAAUCUCAUGGUUCACCUAAAACACCACCUAACUCUGAUAACAAAAUGGUUGGGAAAGUAAAAGUUACUCCCAAGAGCACCCCAAUUCCCAUCAAUGGUAAAGCUUGUAGAAAAGAGGAGAGUGAAGAUGUCCCUAAUGGUGGGGGCGUUUUGCUUUCUGAAUUGUGGGCUGGACCUACCUACUCAAACUCACCACCUCCCAGUUCCUUACCAAUUCCCAAGUUUUCCGUCCGGCCGAAGAGGACCGUGUCUCUUGAUCUUCCUGGUUCCUCCUCCCCUGGGAUUGAAAUGCGCCUGGUGGCUAAGUCUGCGCCCUCUUCCCCUAGCAGGGAGCGUUUGGAUCUGCCUUUUACAAGGGAUCUCUUUGAUGAUAAUGCUGAUUCUGCUACUAAGACCCUGUGUCGCAUUCUUAAUCUUAACAUCAAUGAUGACUGAAGUGCAAGGAGCAAUAGGCUCCUGUUAGUGUUAGAUGUGUAUAGAUACCAAAUAAAGUUUGUAGUCUUAGUUGGUUUAUGUAGCCUUCGGUUGUGUUGUUGCCCUUGACAAUCUUGGCUGUGGUGGUGGGUCAACAAUCUCCAGAUUUUGGAAUUUGGAUCAAGCUUUGCUGUGGAGACGGUAACUGGGUGUAUAAUAGAGGAAUCUAUCGAAAGCAGGCUUUGCUAUGGAUAGUGCAACUUGAUGGAAGCUUCGGGAAAAUGUUUGGUAUGUAGAAUGGUGGUAAUGGGUAGAAGUGGCUUGGAAUAGACUUGGGUUGACAUUGAUUUAAUCUAUUGGACCUGAAGAAUCCUGUAUUUAUGAUAUAUAGUUCUCAGCAUCAUCUCCUCACAGAAUGGUUAACUUUCCCUCAUUCUUACAUAGGAUUUAGGCCUCUUGCUUUAGAUAUUAUGUAUAUACUGUAAAAUCAUCCACUCCCCUCCCUGCCCCUUCUCUCUCUCUCUAUCUGUUUCUUCUUUCUACAAUCCUUAACCAUUCAAACUUCUAUUCUAAAUUGUUUUACUUUCCUUCUUUGCCUGACAUGAUUUUAUGGUGUGCAUCACUGUCAUAUCAGUCUGCUAGAUGGUAAUGCUGUUUGCUAGUUACUACCUUCCUCACCAGUCUUUCUUUUCCCCUAGUCAUCUUUGUUUCUCUUUGUUAACUUUGUAUUUAGCUAACCCUCAGUGAGGGUGUAGUUUACCCCUUCAUCAUCUUUUCUGUUUUUUUUCAAAGAAAAGUAAGAAGGGAUUGGUAGUAGUCUUUUGCAGUAUCUGCUUCAGUUUUUAGGAUUAUUCCAUGUCACUCCACCUACUAGUAAACCCCUGAUAUGUUUCAUUCCGAAUAAUGCUUAUUUCCUUAGUCCUAGGCCUAGUUCUCUCCUGGCUUAUCUUCCGUUAUCAUGGAGUGUGUUGACCAUGCUAUGCCAAAUUUUAAGGUGGCUAACUUUAUGAAGUUUGUUUCGAUCCUGACUCGUGAGAUGUGGUCAGUUGCAACUCAGUUUUUCUCCAUAAUGUACCUUGUGGAUCAUAAAUUUGUCUGUGUUUCUUUCUUUCUGCCGCAGUUACUUAUGGAUUUUGUUUGGUCUGCUGGAAUAUAAUGCUAGUGACUAUUAUCUAUAUAAUAUUUUGUAUCUGAAUUUAGUACUUAUUCGCCUUGUUAAUUUAUAUAGCUGUUCUUCGGGAGCUAUGACCUAUGGCAUGAUUAUCUGCAUUUCUAUGAACUUUUGUAUCUGUUGUCGUUGUUUGAUCUUUAAAUGAA